Molecule: messenger RNA, 2670 nt
Organism: Nilaparvata lugens (brown planthopper)
Lineage: Eukaryota; Metazoa; Arthropoda; Insecta; Hemiptera; Delphacidae
Product: protein borderless
Exons: 11
Coding region: 165-2198 (677 amino acids)
Molecular function (GO): protein binding
Source: RefSeq, a predicted model, not a curated record
GAUGUCUGUGGCGGGGCGCGAGUUGAGACUUGAGUUGUGUGGCGCGCGCAGUGAAUGAAACGUAUCAAGUUGCAAAAUUUGCUUCUUUCUCUUUUUAUUUUCACCUGUACUGUGUAAUCCGACUGACGGCAGUCUAAUUAUUUUGUCCUUUUGUCGUCAGUAGGAUGUUCGGACUACACCGGGUGUCCAGUUGGAGGGUUACCACGCUGAUUUUCGGUCUAUUGCCAGGCCUUGUGUUACCCCUUAUAGAAGAAGAGAAGAAAGCAACAUUUCUAACGGCAAAUGUUGGAGAAUCAGUGGUAUUCAACUGCCCUCUGGAUUUUCCACAUGACAUCGCUAUACCUUACAUCCUCUACUGGAAUAAAGAUAGCAAGUCGAUUCUGUCAUGGCACGAGGGCGUGAUGGAGACGUGGUCGGCCGACUUCAAGCAGCGAAUCGGCUUCCUGGCCCCAGACGCGCCCUUCGGCAAGGGGUCCAUCAAUUUGACCAGCAUACGGGAGUCGGACGCCGGCUGGUAUGAAUGCAAGGUCUUCUUCCCCAAUCGCUCGCCCAGCACACGUCUCAACGGCACCUGGUUCCAUCUCACUGUCAAUGGCGGUGACCUUCUGGGCAUUCCGCCGAUCAACCAGACGGUGCUGGAGGGUGAGACGGCCGAAUUCGCCUGCGUGACUAAGGACUCGGCCGAGUCGGUCACUUGGCACAAGGACGGCUUGCCGAUCACCGAACUGGCAGACUUGAGUCAGCGUGCAGAAGUGACGCCCUCAGGCUCUCUCACCAUCCGCACGCACAUGGACGAUGUGGGCCGCUACACCUGUCACGUGGCCAGUGCCACUGGUGACACUCAGGAGGCGUCCGCCUAUCUCAAUGUGCAGUAUAAGGCCAAAAUCGUGUACUCGCCGCCGGAGAAGUUUUUCCCGUACGGGCGGCCGGCAAUCCUCGACUGUCACUUCCGCGCCAACCCGCCGCUCACCAAACUCAGGUGGGAGAAGGACGGAUUCCUCUUCGACCCGUUCAACGUGCAAGGCGUCUUCUUCAGGAAGAAUGGAUCGUUGUACUUCAGCAAGGUAGACGAAUCACAUGGCGGCGACUACGUGUGUACGCCUUUCAAUGACCUUGGCACGGAGGGGCCCUCCCCCCCAAUCCACGUGAUGGUGCAGAGGCCCCCCGUUUUCACCCUCCAGCCGCAGAACCUCUACCUGCGUAAGGUGGGUGACUCCCUGGAGAUGCCCUGCGACGCUCUCGACGGUGACGGUUCUCAUCGACCCUCCAUCUUAUGGUAUAAGAAAGAUGGCUCGCCGCUACCGCCGAAUCGCUCCUACCUGACAGGCGGCAACCUGACAAUUGCGGCCGUUGAGGAGGCAGACCGCGGCCUGUACCAGUGUGUGGCCAGCAAUGAAGCGGCAACAAUCACCGCCGAAGCGGAACUGCUAAUUGAGAAUUCGCCCGCCAGAGCGCCCUACAACCUCAGCGCUAGCAGUACCCUAACCACCAUCUCGCUCAAAUGGAUUCCGGGCCAUAGCAAGCCGCAGAUGGAGUACAGUGUCUGGUACCGGCGACUGGACGCACCCGAAUGGAAGACGCUGAAGAUAGCUCGCGGUGCGUCGCAGGUGACUGUCCACAACCUGGCGCCAGGACGCGACUACGAGCUCAUGGUACUCAGUCAGGACCAGCGAGGCGACGGCAUGUUUAGCAAGAUCAUCAGAUACAAGACUAAUGAUCCAGAAAGCAGCUUUGAAGGAUCAACGUCAAAGGGGAUGAAUCAACCUCUAGAGAGCUUUCAGCAGAUAAGUGCGCCCCGCAAUCUGCGCGUGCACCUGGACGUGGAGGGGUACCUGGUGUCAUGGGAGCCGCCUGAACUAGGCGCUAACAGCCUCAAGGUGUACACAGUCAGCUGGUACGAGGAUGGCCGCGAAACCGAAAUCAUCAAAGCCGAUACUACUGAGAAUUCUUUCAUUGUGAAAGACCUGAAAGAGGAACGAACCUACCACUUUCGCGUAACUGCUCUCAGCGACAACGCGUACGAGGCUAGCAGCGAAAUGUACACCAUCCACAUCCCCGAUUACCAGCGGGCGCGCGUCAUCAACAUCGGUGUGGUGGUAGGCCUGCUAAUCAUGUUCGGCGCAGUUGCCGCGCUCUGGUAUGUGCGCAACGUGUAUCGGCGAACCAACCACAAACAGGCGCACUUUGACGACAGCUGAAUCUGCGCACAUCAUCUGCGCACACCAGGGGCCCGUUUCACAAAAGUCGCAAGUUACAUUAUACAUUCACCCACGGUAUAUAGAAGAAGAAUUUUAUAUUAUCAUCUAAUUUAAUUUAAUAUUUUCAUCUAAAUACCGUGCAUUCACCUAUGAAUUUCAACGGAACGGUGACUCUAAAAUCACCAGUGAAACUAGCCAUAUGAACCCAGCCAUGAGAACUUUAUUGGGGAGAAUGAUCCAAGAAAAAACUGAAACAAAAAUUAAUGUUGCUGGAAUUAUUGUGAUAUAGUGAGGUCCACGUUAUAAUGGCAGUGAAGAAAGAUAGGAGAACAACGUUAACGAUACUCUGUCGUUUCUCCACUCUCUUACUUUACUCUCGGUUUUUCUUCGUUUUUUAAAUUUGUAGUGUAGUGUUCGUUUAUAAAUCUAUAGUUUAUUUGAAUUCUUAUUCAUAAUUUAUUUUUGAAUUGUA